GUCAAUCUGCUCCCCACCUACUCGCACCUUUGUCGAAUAUCUUUGCGCGCAUACUCACAAGGUUGCGCAGUCACAUUUCAAUCGUACAUAUACAGCUGCACUGCAGCAAACAUGGCCGACACUCAGCCUGCCGCCGAGGCGCCCGCGACCAACCCCGCCGAGGUCUCCAAGAGCAACGAGUCUACCGAGACUGUCGCAAAGCCCGAGACCACUGCCAGCGCAGAGUCUGGCGACAAGGAGGGUGCCAAUGGCACUGCUGAAGCAAGCAAGGAGGCGGAGUCAUCCACGAAAGAGAAGGACGACCGCUCAAACGGUCGCCAGUUCGACAAUAGGCGCGGCGGCCGUGGUGGACGCGGCGGAGGCAAAUUCGGAGGCAAUAAGCCCUUCCGCAAGCGCAAUGACGAAUUCGAGAACUUGCCCGAGUCGGAUGACCCCAACGAAAUCAGGCAACAAGUCGAAUUCUACUUCUCUGUUGCCAAUUUGGCGACUGAUGAGCAUCUCUUCAAGGAGCUCGAAGGUCCUCGCAAUGCGCCCGUCUCAAUCAAGCACAUCAGCCAGUUCAAGCGCAUGCGCCGCUUUACGCCCUACUCUGCCAUCGUGAAUGCGCUUCGCGAGAGUGAGGACCUUGUCGUCGUCGACGAUGGAGAGUUCGCCGGCACUGGCAAGGAGGCCGUCAAGCGCAAGGAUCCCUUGGUCGUACCCAAGCGCGAUGGUGACGAAGAGUACCCGCCUACCGUCGAUGAGCUCUUCAGCCGCAUCUACAAGAAGAGUCUUAACAAGCUCGAGAACUGCAUCUACGCGAAGGGUUUUGCAGGCGAGGGUGAGGAUGUCGGCCAAAUCCCCCUCGAGCAAUUCUUCCGACCUUACGGCGCCGUCAUGAUUCGCAAGCGCCGCGAAGAGGAUGGUACUUGGAAGGGCAGCGUCUUCGUCGAAUUCGACACCGAAGAAUCUGCGAACCAGUUUCUCGCUCUUGACCCCAAGCCGAAGUACAACGAUAACGAGCUUACGAUCAUGUCCAAGAAAGACUACAGCGAGAUGAAGUGCAAGGAGAAGGGCAUCACCCCGGAGUGGCUUAAGACUGAGGAAGAGCGCAACAGCAGCGGCCGCGGACGGGGUCGUGGCGGCUUCCGCGGUGAUCGUGGUGGCCGUGGUGGCCGUGGAGGUCGUGGACGAGGAGGACGUGGCGGCCGUGGAGGUCGUGAUCGUGAUGAUCGCCGGGAUCGCCGCGACCGCCGAGACCGCGACGGCUCUGCCGACAACGAUGACUGGAAGAAGCGCCGAGACAACUUCCAGGACCGGGAUUCCAAGAAGCGUAGCCGUGACGACAACGACGCUGCCGGAAGCCCUAAGCGCUCCAAGAUUGAGGUCAAGGAGGACGCGUAGACGAACACCUCGUCUUUUAGGUGCCUUCAUAUCACACCUGCGCCCGUGCCACUGCCUCAUUUCGCUCCGAUCGGAUCUGGCAAACAUAUAUUUAUCCGCUACUCCCCGACUGCCCUACAUGGAUGAUAUCUCAUUAUUUGCGUUCAGAAUAAACAAAAACGGCGUUGGUGGCAUGCACAUUCAUGGUUGUCUAAAAGAUACCAUCUUUUCCGGGCGGGACGAACCAGUUUUCAUGUUUCAUAGCAUAGCAGUAUUUCUACGCCGCUGUAUGAUAGCCCAUGAUCUGAUGCUCUGUGACGACCGGUGAGCACCAACGAAAUAUGCUUUUCGACCUGCUAUUCUUGAUCACUGGUGGUUCAUGUUGGAUGACCUUGCCUCUCCAUACUCGUGUGAUUGGAGUGGAAAUUGCAAAGAGGUGAUGUCUACCGCCAUGAAAAAGUGACAACGAAAUUGUUGCUAUUACAGCAACAUUGC
This is a messenger RNA of Paraphaeosphaeria sporulosa, 1857 nucleotides long. RefSeq lists its product as uncharacterized. Lineage: Eukaryota; Fungi; Ascomycota; Dothideomycetes; Pleosporales; Didymosphaeriaceae. The record is from RefSeq and is a predicted model, not a curated record. Gene Ontology annotation, cellular component: nucleus. The transcript has 3 exons. The coding region runs from base 112 to 1383 and encodes 423 amino acids. Gene Ontology annotation, molecular function: mRNA binding.